This is a messenger RNA of Zerene cesonia (dogface butterfly), 2845 nucleotides long. RefSeq names its product homeobox protein extradenticle (gene exd). Gene Ontology annotation, biological process: regulation of transcription by RNA polymerase II; embryonic organ development; animal organ morphogenesis. The record is from RefSeq and is a predicted model, not a curated record. Gene Ontology annotation, cellular component: nucleus. The coding region runs from base 190 to 1305 and encodes 371 amino acids. The transcript has 8 exons. Gene Ontology annotation, molecular function: RNA polymerase II cis-regulatory region sequence-specific DNA binding; DNA-binding transcription factor activity, RNA polymerase II-specific. NCBI's taxonomy places the organism in Eukaryota, Metazoa, Arthropoda, Insecta, Lepidoptera, Pieridae.
UUGACAGCACAAAGGAGUCGGCCAUUUUAUUGCUGCCUGGAAGACGUAGGGAGAAGCAAAGCUUUUCUCCAAGAAGGCAUUCCUGUAUUUUUUUGAAUUGUUUUGUUGUAAGGCGCGAUUUAUUCACGUACAAAAUUGUAUACGCAUUUGUAGACUUUAAUAAAUCUAUGUGUUAAGUGAUAAGAAGAAAUGGAUGAUCCGAAUAGGAUGAUGGCGCAUAGCGGUGGCCUCAUGGGACCACAGGGCUACGGGCUACCUGGGGGCGAAGCCACACCCGCCACUGAAGGCGAAGCCCGAAAGCAGGACAUUGGCGAGAUUCUGCAACAAAUCAUGAAUAUUACUGAUCAGAGUCUAGAUGAAGCACAAGCGAGAAAGCAUACAUUAAACUGUCACAGAAUGAAACCUGCGCUGUUUUCAGUGUUGUGUGAAAUAAAAGAGAAAACUGUACUGUCACUUCGCAACACGCAAGAGGAGGAACCUCCAGAUCCUCAACUCAUGAGGCUGGACAACAUGCUGAUUGCGGAGGGAGUUGCUGGCCCGGAGAAGGGUGGUGGUGCAGGUGCUGCAGCAUCAGCUUCUGCUGCGGCUGGAGAGUGGGGCACUGUGGCCCAAGCAGAUAACGCGAUCGAGCAUUCCGACUACCGCGCGAAGCUGGCGCAGAUCAGACAGAUUUAUCACCAGGAGCUCGACAAGUAUGAGAACGCCUGCAAUGAGUUCACCACACACGUCAUGAAUCUGCUCAGGGAGCAGAGCCGCACACGCCCCAUCACACCCAAGGAAAUUGAGCGCAUGGUGCAGAUCAUCCACAAGAAGUUCAGCUCCAUCCAGAUGCAAUUGAAGCAGUCCACGUGCGAGGCCGUUAUGAUUCUGCGUUCUCGUUUCCUGGACGCGCGCCGCAAGCGCCGCAACUUCAGCAAGCAGGCGUCCGAGAUACUCAACGAGUACUUCUACUCGCACCUGUCCAACCCGUACCCCAGCGAGGAGGCUAAGGAGGAGCUGGCGCGCAAGUGCGGCAUCACCGUCUCGCAGGUGUCCAAUUGGUUUGGCAACAAGCGCAUUCGCUACAAGAAGAACAUCGGCAAGGCGCAAGAGGAGGCCAACUUGUACGCCGCUAAGAAGGCUGCUGCAGCGGGCGCCUCGCCGUACUCGAUGGGCGCGGCGUCGGGCACGGCCACGCCCAUGAUGUCGCCGGCGCCCACGCAGGACUCCAUGGGCUACUCGCUGCCGGCGCCGCCCUACGACCAGCCGCAGCCCUACGACGGCUCCAUGGGCUACGACCCCAUGCACCAGGACCUGUCGCCAUAGGUGUGGCUCGCCUCCCGCGUCAGGAGCUCGCAGUAGCGGCGAUCCGACGCGUCUUAGUACAUUGUAUACUAUACAUUUUAUCCCUAACGCGUAUUUUUCGACAUGCAUCUUUAAGCUAUUCGUAUUAUUUGAAAUUUUAGGACUGGACCCAGUAUUUGUUCUUUUUAUUUAUACAUUAAAAUGGCCUUCGAUACGUUGUAGGAAUGUGACAGUCGGUGUGGUGGGAAAUAUAAUAAGUUAAUAAAAUAAAACACAAUAUCGAAUAACAAUGCAUCACAUAAUAUCUUCACAUGAAACCACUGAUAUUAUAAUAUUCACUGAAAUUUGUACAUCGAGAGAUCAAAAUAUAUAUGAAUUUUUUUUUGUUCCUGCGAUACUCAAAUAUCCUUCAGAACGUGGCAGUUCUCAAGUAUUAUUUCAAAAGUAAAACCAUUCGGCAGUAUUAGUGUAACAAGUGGCGGGAUCUCGGUUUAUAUCGUUCACUACUGACCUAUAUACGUUGGAAUAUAGAUAUACGAUAGUUGUAAGUUUAGUGUAAGCUAGUGUAAGCAUUCAGAUAUUUUGUGCUGAAUAGUGUUCGAUGUUGGUGUGUUGCCAUCGCGUGACUGUCAGCGAACCUUUUUCAUGGGAGAAAUGUAUGUCAAGUCGCACUUCGAUAAGUGUGUUAAAUAAUAAUUAAUUAAUAAUUCCAUCGAGUUCGCAUAACUACAAAUUUGUAGGCUAAAUAUUGUAGCAAAACUGCGCAUUGAAAUGUACAUCAUCAUCAUCAUCAUCAUAAUCAUCGUCGUCAUCAUCAUCAUAAUCAUCGUCAUCAUCACCAUCAUCAUUAUCAUCAUCGUCAUCGUCGUCAUCAUCAGCCCAUGUAUGUUCCCACUACUGGGACACAGGCCUCCUAUGAGGGUCAGAAAUGUACAUGCUAUAUGAAAGUGCUAACUUAUUCUUGCCAGUUGACAGUCGCGGCGGAUGUAAACUCACCUAAAUGUGUGCAAUUUUAAUAUUUUAGCGAGGGUUGUGAGGCGCACACGCAGGUCUGUACCACGCGGGCUCUCGGAUCGGUGUAUUAUGUUACAUGUGCUAUUUAUAUACAUUAUACUUGCGUACCAGAGCGUUGUGAGUUGAACAAAAUAUAUUUUUGUGGUGCUAUAAUGUUGCUAGCACAAAAUAUUAUUUUCUAUGUAGUCAAUAAGUUGAUGUUGAUUUUAUUUUGUCAUUUCUUAUCGCGGACACAAGUAUGAUAUACGAUUACCAUUUCAUGUAGAUUUGGCGAAUUAGAGUUAAGUCGAUGUGUUCUUAAUCAAAAUAUCUGAAACAGUAUACGAGAUAAAAAUUUAAUUGAUCAUGUUAAUUACUGCGCACUAGAAUCGCGUCGCUGUUACGUCCUUUAAUCUUGUGAAUUAUUUAUUUAACGUAAUGAAUUAAUGAAAUAUACUAUAUUAAUAAUAAUGAAAUGUAUUACGAACGCAGCGGCGUGAACACCCAUGUAUACGACGAGUUCAAUGUUAUUGACCAUCAGAUUGAUAAAUACAUUUUUGUGUAGUUA